This is a messenger RNA of Angiostrongylus costaricensis, 573 nucleotides long. The record is from the annotation of a GenBank genome assembly. NCBI's taxonomy places the organism in Eukaryota, Metazoa, Nematoda, Chromadorea, Rhabditida, Metastrongylidae.
AUGAGACUGAGCACCGUCGGACCGCAGAUGCGAGCCUUCACCAGUCGCACGCAAGUAGGCAGUGCUGAUUGGCCUGUUGAGUUAACCGUCCAAGAGUGUCCGCGGUUGCUGAAGAAAGACAUGAAACACCUUUUCCCUGGAAUGAAUUUCGACAAUGUAAACAUCAGUGUGAUAAACAUCACUCAAAAGACGGAACAUGAUAUGAAAGUAUGGAGCGGAAAGAUGGAGCAAGAACGCGAGAUACUCACUGCUUCAUUCAUUUCGUCAGCUAUAGCUAUGUGCGCAACACUUCGUCGUUGUGGUUAUUGGGCUGAUUUCAUAGAUCCCUCUUCCGGGAGACCUUACCUAGGGAAAUUCACCAAUCAUGCUCUUUUCGAAACAGAUGAUGCUUAUAAGCAAAUGGGCUUCCGCAUUGAAGAUCUGGGAUGUUGCAAGGUGCUCCAACACGUAGCAUGGGGAUCUCGAGCGUUUGUCGGUACGUUGUUCACAGACGCUCCAAUCGAUUGUUCGAUCAUACAGGAUUUCAUAAAAAAGGUGAACACGGAUGAUGCGGUUGUCAAUAACCGUGAAUAA